This is a messenger RNA of Megalops cyprinoides (Indo-Pacific tarpon), 1393 nucleotides long. RefSeq names its product transmembrane p24 trafficking protein 7 (gene tmed7). Gene Ontology annotation, biological process: intracellular protein transport; Golgi organization; endoplasmic reticulum to Golgi vesicle-mediated transport. Bases 103 to 756 code for a protein of 217 amino acids. The record is from RefSeq and is a predicted model, not a curated record. Gene Ontology annotation, cellular component: Golgi apparatus; endoplasmic reticulum-Golgi intermediate compartment; COPII-coated ER to Golgi transport vesicle. The transcript is spliced from 4 exons. Lineage: Eukaryota; Metazoa; Chordata; Actinopteri; Elopiformes; Megalopidae.
GCUUGCCACGCAGGAGGUGCUUAUUUACUUUCAUCCGGGUGAGAUAUUGGAGGUGCUUGUAAGCCCCUCCGUUUUGGAUAUUCUUGCCGCCCAGUCAGGAAGAUGUGCGGUUCUCAACACGGUCACGUCAGGGUCCUCCUGCAGGUGCUUUGGGCCCAGCUGCUUUGCGGAUGGGUGUUCGGCUCGGAACUCACCUUCGAACUUCCUGACAACGCCAAGCAGUGUUUCUACGAAGAUAUAACGAUCGGCACCAAAUGCACCCUUGAAUUCCAGGUGGUGACCGGAGGACAUUACGAUGUUGACUGUCGCCUGGAAGACGCCGACGGAACUGUCCUCUACAAAGAGAUGAAAAAGCAGUAUGACAGCUUCACAUUCACGGCUGCCAAGAACGGGACCUACAAGUUCUGCUUCAGCAAUGAGUUCUCCACCUUCACGCACAAGACAGUCUACUUUGAUUUCCAAGUUGGGGAGGAUCCUCCUCUUUUCCCCAAUGAGAACAGAGUCACUGCUUUAACCCAGAUGGAAUCGGCCUGCGUCUCCAUCCACGAGGCCCUGAAGUCGGUCAUCGACUACCAGACGCACUUCCGCCUCCGGGAGGCCCAGGGCCGCAGCCGCGCGGAAGACCUCAACACGCGGGUGGCCUUCUGGUCCAUCGGGGAGGCUUUCAUCCUGCUGGUGGUCAGCAUCAGCCAAGUGGUCCUCCUGAGGAGCUUCUUCUCAGACAAGAAGACAACCACCACCCGUGUGGGAUCCUAACGACCCCCUCCGCCCCCCUAAUCUCCCACACUGGUCCACAGUCACAUACAAGAUGGACUUCGACAGACACGCCGCAGUCAGCGGAACUUCACCACAGAAUUUUUUUUUUAUAUAUAUAUUCCAUUUACUGAAUUUGUUAAUGUAAAACAAAACAUUAAGAAACACAUUAUGCAUUUUACUUUUGCUUUUGAAGACCCAAUGAAUUAUUCUAAAGGUUGUAAGUUCAGGAAACGCUACCUUAAGCACUGGAAAGGUAGCGACUUAAUUUAUUAUGUGGGUGUGUUGUUGUAUUUCUUUUUUUAUGCCACUGUUGACCUGAAUGUAUGAAAAUACUGAUAGUCUGUCUCUCUGGUCUCCAAAGUGAGACACUUACUUGAUACUUUGUUAGGUGUUAAAUAUUAGUGGUAGAAAUGUCCUACUUUUCUCUGGAAUGCAUUCAUGCUAAGUCAGCAGCCCAGGCAUGGUGACAUGGUGACUCCCCCAUUCGGUGAAAUUAUUUCACUGCUUCUACCUGUAUUGGAUUCCGUUUGAGAUAUGAGCUAAGAUUACAAAACGUGUAUUUGUAGUGUAUGCAUUUGUUCAAACUGGGAGAUGCACAUCUUCCAUGACCUUCUGUUUGGUUUUUUUUUUUUUUUUU